Mytilus trossulus (common blue mussel) is the source of this 1269-nucleotide messenger RNA. RefSeq names its product mid1-interacting protein 1A-like. The transcript has a single exon. Gene Ontology annotation, biological process: regulation of lipid biosynthetic process. The record is from RefSeq and is a predicted model, not a curated record. NCBI's taxonomy places the organism in Eukaryota, Metazoa, Mollusca, Bivalvia, Mytilida, Mytilidae. Bases 328 to 825 code for a protein of 165 amino acids. Gene Ontology annotation, cellular component: cytosol.
GUGUAAAAAUCAAUGCUAUCACAACCGGAACCAUACAAAAUUUUCAUAAUUGAAAAACAACUUUAUGUGGUUAAAACGUGUUCAGUGACGCAAUAUUGAUAACAAUAUUUAUGUGUGCUUGCACAGGAUUCAGGUUGACAAACACUGCGCUAGACUUUUUAUAAAUUUUACAGGUAUUUUUCGAUCUGUCACCCCUCUAUAUAAACUCGUCCGAGAAGGAAGUGAUCAUCACCUGUGAGACUGUCAAACACAAAACAACUUGAACUGUUUGUGAGUGAUUCGAGAAAGAAUAAUACUAUUUGGAUUUAAAAACAUUAAGUUUUAAACAUGCAAAACGACAAGGAUAAAUCGUCUGAUGUGAAAAGUUCCCUUUUGGAUUCUUUGAAGAAAUUUGUGGGCGCGGUUGAGGCGAUGAAUGAAACUGUGAUGAUUCCAAGUAGACUCAAAGACAUGGAAAUUUCAGCCUCCUCCAAACCAGUAAUCACAGAAAAUAACAAUAACGAAACGUGUUCUUCUUUACCAGAUAUCGAACCAGGAACAAGCAUGUACAGUUUUUACAAAGUGCUAAAUAAACUUGAGAAGGAGAUAGUUUCAGGACAGUCUGCAGAAGUUGAUGAUGGAGAUUUCACUGACAGCAGUGACGAUAAUUCUGACAAUUCGGACGAUUCUGCAAAUAUAUCAGCAACUAAUUUCAAAUAUCAUUUACGGGGACUUUUCAAUUCUUUGAAUCAAAUGACAGCUACUGCCAAAGUUCUAACGGACACAUAUGAAACUGAAGUAGGACAAUGUACCAGGCAUGCUCAUUUUUCAUCGUUCGCAGUUUAAAGCAGUGGCCCUAACUUUUAUGUGAAACACCGCAUGCGGAACAAACAGUCAUGCCAGUUACAACAGUGAGAGGGUAAAAACUUUUAUGAAUUCUGAUGCAAUAUUGAAAGGAGUAACGGUACUUGAAACCGAUCGCUUUGCCAGUUUCAUAACUAUAAAGUGCAAUUUCUGUAUAUUUGGCAACAUUUAUUGAAACAUUCGCACAUUGCAACUCUUCUUAGUUGGGGCGUGACUGAGUGUAAGUGUUAUUCAAGUCGUUGCCACAAUACUGAAGGCAUUUAAGUUUAUAUGGUUGUAAAGAGAGCGUGAUUCAAUAACUUUAAUACGAUAUGCUUGGUGAAUUACACUUUAAAUUGUUGAUGUGUUCACAUGUUUUAUUUAUUUAAUGUUAUUCAUGUUAAAUGCUUUCUACAGUUUCUUUUGAAUAUAAAAUUAUAAAGUUUA